AUGGCUCAACGCAAUCGCAAGGAGCAACGUGCGAGAGCAGCUUUGCGCCAAGCGGACCGUGAGAAAGCAGCUACGCGCAAAGCGAAGCGUGAAGCUACUGCACGCAGAAAGAAACGCGACCACGCAGCUAAGCUCGAAGAAGUCAACCCGUGCAAGACGUUUCAUGACUCGCAUCAGCAGGAAGGAUCUAGGCUCAUGUCGCUGCCGGGAGAAUUACGCAACCGUAUCUAUGCUCUAGCUCUUCCUGGUCCCUACAUUACUGUCCAGCAUUAUCUCCUUGGAACCAUGCCCGACAUCACGACCGCUCCCGCUCUGCUGUUGACUUGCAAACGCAUCCAUCAGGAAGCCAUUGGGAUCUAUUACUCGAGCACGAUCUUUUUGAACCAACCAAGCCACUUGCUUAAACCCUCCGAACGUAACGAUGAUCUGGAGAAAUGGCUCAGGGGAAUCGGAUCUGCGCGUGUGUGUCGGAUACAGCACAUCUGGACAGACCGAUGGAAAGUGGGUAGACAGCUGUUUUCGAGAGAGGAAGAUGGUCCCUACGAUACUAUCGUCGAAACUUGCUUGGAUGAAAUAGCAGAAACACAAAGGCUGGCAGAAAGCAUUUGCCACCGACCUGUAUGGGGUACGGAAGUGGUCAAGACAUCUCUCGAAUUCGAGCUGCACGAGAGUUCUGCGACUAUCUGGACAUGCGAUCCUGAGAAAUUGUGCGCGAACAUUUACGGCACUUAUUACAAGGGAAGUUUCGAGACGCCUUCGGCAGAAUUCCGCGAGUUCUUGUUCAAACAGAGCUCUGGAGUCAUUGCUGGCAUGUGGAUACCUUCAGAUCACCCUUUUGGUCCUUCAAGAACAGGUUCCCAGCCGCGACAGAGCUCGACCACCUUCAACUACUGUAAGCUCCUGAUACACGCGCGCAAUAACACAUCGUCGACAGUAGUCACCAUGACAGAGUCGCGAGUCGGCACCUCUCAGAAGCACGAGACUUUGGCCCGUAGGGCAAAGCUGCUUCGUGCGCACCAGUUUGCUCGCACCCUCGCAAAUCAAGUCAUACACGUUCCACAAGAAGAAGCAGCUGUUACUCCCACGACUGCGUCCAUCGAACCGAACUCAGAACCUACUCCAUCCCGGGCCAAUCCUCACCAGCACUCUUGCCCCAACCAAGACUUCGAGUCAAAUGGUUUUGCAUCCUUCGAGUCAGCCGAUGAAGUUCCACCAGCUCCAUCGGACGAGCAACAAAUCACCUGUGACUUGGCCGGACUGAAGCUAGACUCUGUGCCCGACAUGCUCGUCCACGCGAAACAGCAGGAAGAUUCGAGGCUUAUGUUGCUACCGGCGGAGCUGCGUAACCAUAUCUACGCCCUAGCUCUUGACGGAUUAGAGCUGACCCUCCACGACUAUCGCCAUGUUGAUGUCAAGUUGGACGAAUCAUUCAAGUUGCACCUUCAGAGCGAAUUCCUCAAGGUGUCCUUUCCGAGCAUCUUGCUCACCUGCAAGCGCAUCUAUGACGAAGCGAUAGGCAUCUACUUCUCAACCACCAAAUUUUCGUUUCCGCCAUGUCGUGGAGGUGACCAAAUCUUUUUCAACCAGCGUUUGAAACGAUGGCUUACCUCUAUUGGGUACGAGCUCGCAUCCCAGAUCAAGGACAUUAAUGUUACCAGUACGUCGGAAAGGACCGUGAACCUGCACCCACAGAAAGCGGACGGAAACAAGGGUGUCGAGGACUGUGUGAAAGACAUAGAAGCUGUGCGGAGCCUGGCAGAAGACAUCUACGGCAGACCUGUGUGGGGAUCAGAAGUAGUCAAGAGUCGCCUCGUGUUUGGAACGUGGCAUGACGAUGUUUCUAUCUGGUCGUCCGACCCAGUGGGAUUGUGUGCGGAAGCCUUUGCCGCCUACGACUUUGGCUCUGGUUAUCCUGAGGUUUACACUCUCGACAAUGUCUACAAGUGGAAUGACUUUUUGAAAAAAUACGACAACUGUGUCCGUUUCUGGCCCUACCCAUCACCUGAGGAAUUCACGGAAUGGGCUCACAAGGUGAGCGUUACACAGAAUCCUUGGUGCCUAAUUGAACAGGAGUGGGAAGACUGGCGCGACACGGGAGUAGGUUACGGACCAAGCUACGGUGAAUACGCGCCAACAGUGGCAUCCCGAUCGUUUAAUUAUGGGGAGGGGCAGAGCAAGAGAAGAAAGUUGGUGACGCGGCGAGUAGUUCAAUCGGGUCACGCCUAG
This is a messenger RNA of Cercospora beticola, 2226 nucleotides long. RefSeq lists its product as uncharacterized. Lineage: Eukaryota; Fungi; Ascomycota; Dothideomycetes; Mycosphaerellales; Mycosphaerellaceae. The record is from RefSeq and is a predicted model, not a curated record.